GGGGCGGAGCCCGGAAGGGAGCAGGAUGGCGGCUGUGGACAGUGACAGCGACGAGGACCUGGUCAGCUAUGGGACGGGCCUGGAGCCUCUGGAGGAAGGUGAAAGACCAAAGAAACCCGUUCCUCUUCAGGACCAGACUGUCAGGGAUGAGAAAGGAAGGUAUAAGCGCUUUCACGGAGCCUUUAGUGGCGGCUUCUCUGCAGGAUACUUCAAUACUGUCGGCUCAAAGGAAGGAUGGACACCUUCUACCUUCGUGUCUUCAAGACAGAACAGGGCAGACAAAUCUGUUCUUGGACCUGAAGAUUUUAUGGAUGAAGAGGAUCUUAGUGAAUUUGGGAUAGCACCUAAAGCAAUUGUUACCACAGAUGAUUUUGCUUCUAAAACCAAAGACAGAAUACGGGAGAAAGCCAGACAACUGGCGGCCGCCGCAGCCCCUAUUCCUGGGGCCACACUGCUUGAUGAUCUCAUCACCCCGGCAAAACUGUCUGUUGGCUUUGAACUGCUAAGAAAAAUGGGUUGGAAGGAAGGACAAGGAGUUGGCCCUCGAGUGAAGAGGAAGCCACGCCGACAGAAACCGGAUCCUGGUGUUAAGAUCUAUGGGUGUGCGUUGCCGCCUGGAGGCUCUGAAGGAUCUGAGGAGGAGGAUGAUGACUACCUGCCCGAUAAUGUGACUUUUGCUCCUAAAGACGUCAUGCCUGUGGAUUUCACACCUAAAGAUAACGUUCAUGGGCUGGCCUACAAGGGCCUGGACCCCCGCCAAGCACUGUUUGGAAGGCCAGGAGAGCAUCUGAAUUUUUUUGGUGGAGCAUCUGAGGGGACCAGCCAUCUUCUUGAAGAUGUUGGACUGAGUAAAGGAAGAAAAUUGGGAAUUUCUGGCCAGGCUUUCGGUGUCGGCGCCCUGGAAGAGGAAGAUGAUGACAUCUAUGCCACAGAGACUCUGUCCAAGUAUGACACUGUGUUGAAGGAUGAGGAGCCUGGAGAUGGCCUCUAUGGCUGGACAGCUCCCAAACAAUACAAAAGUCAGAAAGAACCAGAGAGAGAUCUUCGAUAUGUUGGCAAAAUUUUGGAAGGAUUUUCCUUGUCUUCUAAACCUCUAUCUUCAAAAAAAAUUUAUCCACCCCCUCAGCUGCCCAGAGACUAUCGGCCAGUGCACUAUUUCAGACCUGUGGUGGCCCCAACGUCUGAGAACGCUCACUUACUUCAGGUGUUAUCAGAGUCAUCUGGGAAAGCAGGACAAGAUGCGGGAACACACAGUAGGCAUCAGCUCAAUGCCUCCAAGCGGGGGGAGAUGCUAGGAGAGAUGCCCGUCCAAGGGUCAGCUACUUCAGUAUUGGAGUUUCUGUCCCAGAAAGACAGAGAAAGAAUUAAAGAAACGAAGCAGGCAUCUGAGCUGAAAGCCGCUCAGGCCAGGGCCCAGAGUCUGGCGCAGAUGGCCUCCAGCAGCAGAGGGCAGGCCUCCACGCCCGACCUGGAAUCCAGCUCAAGGCAUCUGGCGCUGGGCGGUGGGACAGCCACAAGAGCCAGCAACUUCAAGCCUUUUGCCAAAGACCCUGAAAAGCAGAGGCGAUAUGAAGAGUUCUUAGUUCACAUGAAGAAGGGCCAGAAAGAUGCUCUGGAACGAUGCCUGGACCCCAGCAUGACCGAGUGGGAGCGAAGCCGAGAGCGGGAGGAAUUUGCUCGGGCGGCCCAGCUCUAUGUGUCUUCCCACUCCACCCUGUCCUCCCGGUUCACUCACGCCAAGGAGGACGACGACUCAGAUCAGGUUGAAGUUCCUCGAGACCAAGAGAAUGAUGUCAGUGACAAGCAGUCAGCUGUGAAGAUGAAGAUGUUUGGGAAGCUCACCCGAGACACGUUUGAGUGGCACCCUGACAAACUUCUGUGUAAGAGGUUUAAUGUCCCUGACCCUUAUCCAGGCUCAACAUUAGUCGGCCUACCCAGAGUGAAGCGGGAUAAAUACUCAGUCUUCAACUUCCUGACCAUCUCAGAGCCAGCCCCUCCGCCCACAGCCCCGAGGCAGCAGCAACAGCAGCCGGGUUCUGACAAAUCCAGGAAACCAUCCCGAUGGGACACAUCCCAACAGGAGAAGAAGGAAGACUCCAUUAGUGAGUUUUUAAGUCAGGCUAGAUCAAAAGUUGGCCCGCCGAGACCAGAACCCAGCGCCUCAGGAAACAAAGAGAAGGAACAAGCCCCGGAGCCAUGCCCAGACCAGACUGCACAGGUGGGCGGGGAAGGUGGUCGCCCUUCCAUGGACUUAUUCAAGGCCAUCUUUGCUGGUUCAUCUGAUGAGAAGUCCUCAUCCUCAGAGGAGGAGCAAGAGGAGAGUGAAGACAGUCAAGAGCACACGGAGGAGGCCAGCUUUAAAACUUCCCAGGAGGCUGCCGCCAGGGAGACCCCUGUGACCCAGGCUGCUGAGCGGGAGCCUUGUGAGCCUGCAGCCCCCUUCCCCAUCCAAAAGGUACAGAUCGAUGAGCGAGAAGAGUUUGGACCUCGCCUACCUCCUGUCUUCUGCCCCAACACUCGGCAGAAACUUGAGACACCUCAAAAAGAGAAGCCGAAGAAGAGCAAAGAAAAACACAAGACCAAGAAGGAGCACAAACGGAAGAAAGAGAAGAAAAAGAAACACAAGAAGCACAAACACAGAAGCGGGCAAAAGAAUAAGAAGUCAGAAAGAAGUAGCCCUUCUGAGAGUUCCGACAGCAGCGGCAGCGAUGAAGGAGGCCCGGCAGACCUGUCCCCCCAGGAGCUGCUGAGAAGACUGAAGUGUCUCCCCCUAAGAAGGCAGUAGUGAACCCUGCGCUGGCCUGGCUGAGUCUGGAAUCUCCUCCAUGAUGCAAGUCCAUUGGUUCCCAGCUCACACACUGUACAGAAUGUAUUUACAUGUAAAUUCCUGCUGUAAAAUACUUUUUUAGCCAUUUCACAGGCUGCCCUGAAAGGUUGAAGCAAAUGAUUUCUAUUUUAAAUUCCAGUUCCUGUUACAGGGUAAAAGGACUGAACAGUUUAAUUAAAGUGGCUCUUUUUUUUUUUU
Phodopus roborovskii (desert hamster) is the source of this 3025-nucleotide messenger RNA. RefSeq names its product G-patch domain containing 1 (gene Gpatch1). Lineage: Eukaryota; Metazoa; Chordata; Mammalia; Rodentia; Cricetidae. Gene Ontology annotation, molecular function: RNA binding. The record is from RefSeq and is a predicted model, not a curated record. Bases 26 to 2785 code for a protein of 919 amino acids. Gene Ontology annotation, biological process: mRNA processing. The transcript has 20 exons. Gene Ontology annotation, cellular component: nucleus.